Tetrahymena thermophila SB210 is the source of this 399-nucleotide messenger RNA. RefSeq lists its product as hypothetical. The record is from RefSeq and is a predicted model, not a curated record. Lineage: Eukaryota; Ciliophora; Oligohymenophorea; Hymenostomatida; Tetrahymenidae. The transcript is spliced from 2 exons.
AUGAAAUUUGAACGUUGUGUAGAAGAUACUACUGAAAUAGCAACUGCAGCGUUAGCGGUAUCUGAAAUACUACUUGAUGAGCUUACAGAAGGUUAGCAAGUACCUUUAGAAAAUGAUGUUGUGCCAGCAGCUGAGCUUAUCCAACUAUUCAGUACGACUAUUGCUUGUUUGUUGCCCUUUGCUUAUUAAAUGGAUGAAGAAAAUAAUAUAAUUUCUUCAUAUAAUACGUUCGAAUUUUAUCCUUAAAAUAUAUUUUAUGAAGUUUUUUCAAUAACUUAAAUAUUAGGAAAAUUAGUUUUAUCUAUUGCUAAAAUAGAAACAUUAAGUUCUAAAAUACCAAUAUUAUCUAAACUUGAAAUUUAACAUGAUGUUUUUGAUUUAUUCGAUACCGAUAAUUGA